Molecule: messenger RNA, 522 nt
Organism: Sapajus apella (tufted capuchin)
Lineage: Eukaryota; Metazoa; Chordata; Mammalia; Primates; Cebidae
Product: 60S ribosomal protein L10-like
Exons: 2
Coding region: 1-453 (150 amino acids)
Biological process (GO): translation; ribosomal large subunit assembly
Cellular component (GO): ribosome; cytosolic large ribosomal subunit
Molecular function (GO): structural constituent of ribosome
Source: RefSeq, a predicted model, not a curated record
AUGUGGCUAGAAGACCUGCUGAAGGGGAGAGGAGGUUUUCAGGAGAGGCGGAGGACAGAGCUUCGUAGAGGAGCCAGUGAAGGGCAGCUGCGUCAGCCUCUGGUGGCUCCGGUAGAACCCUCGUCAUUUAUGAUGCAUCAGUUAGAUGACACUGGAAGGCUCCGAACAAGUAUGCGAGUUGCCUUUGGAAGGCCCCAGGGCACCGUGGCCAUCAUGUCCAUCUGCACCAAGCUGCAGAACAAGGAGCACAUGAUUGAGGCCCUGCGCAGGGCCAAGUUCAAGUUCCCUGGCCACCAGAAGGUUCACAUCUCAAAGAAGUGGGGCUUCACCGAGUUCAAUGCUGAUGACUUUGAAGACAUGGUGGCUGAGAAGUGGCUCAUCCCAGAUGGCUCUGGGGUUACGUACAUCCCCAGGUGUGGCCCUCUGGAAAAAUGGCGGGCCCUACACUCAUGAGGGCUUCCACGGUGCUGCCCCCUCUUAAUACUCACCAAUAAAUCCUACUUCCUAUCAAAAAAAAAAAAA